UGAGCCUCUUACUAGUGGAUGGUGGGAUUGUUCUUCCGGAUUAAUCGAUCAUUUCAGUCGGAUAUUGAGUUAUAAACAAUAAAAAAAAAACACAGCAUUUGUACUGCAAAAUUCAAAAUUUGGUAAUGAAAUGGUAGACAAUGGGAUUAAUUCAAUUAUUUCCCUCACACACACACACAGGGAUUUGCAAAUGCAUUGAAAUGGGUAAAAGAGAUGAAGGACAUGGAAGAUGAUCUGAAUGAUAAGUUGAGUUUUCUGGGUGGAUUUGUUGCUUCAUUUAGAGAUCAGAUUCACACUGAUAUUCAAGUCAAGCCUGGCAAUAAUGGUCCCCCUAUUCCUGCCCAUAGAGCUUUAUUGGCGGCAAGAUCAGAUAUAUUGAAGAACAUGCUAGACUCAGAUGGAUGCAAAGCUCCACCAAAUGACACCAUAACUCUCCCUGAACUCAACUACGAAGAAUUAGAAUCACUCCUAGAAUUCCUCUACAGCGGAACCUUACCUAAAGAGAAAGUAGAUAAACAUGUCUACUCACUCUCAGUAGCAGCUGACAAGUAUGACAUACCAUUCCUGCAAAAAUUCUGUGAGCACCGAAUGCUCGGAUCGUUGGACUCUUCGAACGCACUCGAUAUUUUAGAGAUCUCAGAUGUUUGUUCUAACCAUAGUUUGAAAGAGACUGCAUUGAACUUCAUUGUGAAGAACAUGGAGGAUGUGGUUUUCUCAGCUAGGUUUGAUGCUUUUGCACUCAAGAACCCACAUUUGACUGUACAUAUUACAAGAGCUUCUUUCAUGGAUAUUAAAAAUAGAAGAAAUGGGGUUUGAGAAUGGGAGAGAGAGAUGUAAAGACUUAUGGAAUAGUUUCAUAUGAAUAGAUCAAUUAAAUUUGUAUUUUGUAUUGUUUUAAGGGUUAAUUAUAUUUUUAUUAUCCAAAGU
This is a messenger RNA of Camellia sinensis, 927 nucleotides long. Lineage: Eukaryota; Viridiplantae; Streptophyta; Magnoliopsida; Ericales; Theaceae. The record is from RefSeq and is a predicted model, not a curated record.